Messenger RNA from Zingiber officinale, 874 nucleotides. Its product is annotated as mediator of RNA polymerase II transcription subunit 10b-like. The record is from RefSeq and is a predicted model, not a curated record. Gene Ontology annotation, biological process: positive regulation of transcription by RNA polymerase II. The transcript has 5 exons. Gene Ontology annotation, molecular function: transcription coregulator activity. Gene Ontology annotation, cellular component: mediator complex; chromatin. Lineage: Eukaryota; Viridiplantae; Streptophyta; Magnoliopsida; Zingiberales; Zingiberaceae. The coding region runs from base 46 to 603 and encodes 185 amino acids.
AAAGGAAAAUUCCAAUCCCAUUGAUUCUGUUUCGUCGGCAGCCCGAUGGAUCCCUCGCCGCACAAGUCCUCCACAGCCGCCGGCGACGGCGUCGUCUCCGUCCCCGCCUCCACCGAUCCCAUCCCGGCGCCAAACUCGAAUUCAGGCACCGUUGAUGAUCAGAAGGAGAGCCUCAGCCAGAUCAUCGACUCCGUCGACAGAACCCUCGGCCUCCUCCACAAGCUCUACCUGACGGUAUCUUCCUUCAGCGUCGCUUCGCAACUCCCGCUCCUCCAGAGACUAAACACUUUGGUGGCGGAGCUCGAUGGGAUACAGAAAUUGGCGGAAAAUUGCAACUUCCAGAUCCCUUUGGAGGUCGUCAAUUUGAUUGAUGAUGGGAAGAAUCCAGAUCAGUUCACUAGGGAUGUGAUAAAUAGCUUCAUUUCCAAGAACCAGAUUACCAAAGGAAAGACUGAUGCUUUGAAGAGUUUUAGAAAGCACCUUCUUGAGGAGCUUAAUCAAGCUUUUCCAGAUGAAGUGAUGACUUACAAGGAGGUUCGUGCUGCUGCUGCUGCUGCUGCUGCUGAACCAGAGGCUGGUGCAGGCCCAAAAUGCUAUACCUAAUGGAGAUGUCAAAAUAAAACCAAAGCAUUAGCAAGCAAUUUGGCUACUGUUCCAUUCUGCGACAACACCUGCUUGCUUCUAUUCGAUAACUAUAGUGAAUUAGUGAUUCAUAUUACAGAGAUCGCAAUUCUAUUCUAUAAAUUCUUCGGUGUUGAAUGUACUCUUCAUACAUUCACCUGCCAAAUUAUGUUUCUUUUUUACUACUUAGGUAAUUUGUUUCUUGAUUUUGCUGUAAACAUGUUUGAAUGAAAUUCACAGUUUAGCUCUUGAA